This is a messenger RNA of Lodderomyces theae, 1659 nucleotides long. RefSeq lists its product as uncharacterized. The transcript is spliced from 2 exons. Gene Ontology annotation, molecular function: mRNA binding. Bases 1 to 1659 code for a protein of 552 amino acids. The record is from RefSeq and is a predicted model, not a curated record. Lineage: Eukaryota; Fungi; Ascomycota; Pichiomycetes; Serinales; Debaryomycetaceae.
AUGGCUCCCAAACAAAGUACAUCUUACAAAGUUACCAAGCCACCACAGGUGAAUGUAUUAGAUGGAAAACAUAUCAGUGCCAAAAAGGCAGCAAGCUACUUACAUUCAACUCGCCAGCAACAACAACAGCAACAACAACAACAGCAGCAGCAGCAGCGGCUACAACAACAAAAAGGAGGAUCUGUACCGCUGGCUAGCAAUGGAUCAAGUCCCACACAACAAGAGCCGUCAUGGAACCCAAAACAUUUCCGCCUCUUUGUGGGCAAUUUGGGUCCCGAUGCAAGUGAUGACCUUUUGCGUGGCGCAUUUGGAAAAUACACAAGCAUGAGCAACGUCCAUGUGCCAAUUGAUAAGAAAGCGAAAAAACCGAAAGGGUAUGGAUUCGUUGCGUUUGCCAAUGCAGACGAUUAUUUACAAGCGUUUAAGGAUAUGAAUGGGAAGUAUAUUGGACAAUUUCCUGUGCAGUUGAAACGAGCUGAAUCCAGUGUGCCUAAGAAACACAAAAACAAGUCGAAUAGUCCCGUACGAAGUCGUCUGUUUGUACCAAUGACACUCACUAGGUUCAAAUCCAACCUACCUCAGUCAAAUCCACCAAAGAAGAAACAAAAUGACAUAAAAGGGAAGGGCCAUGAUGCGCAGUUACCUACCAGUCCUUCUUCUACUGGGAAACAAGUGCCUUCCAAAAGCGAGUGGGAGAAUUUGAAACUUCACAUACCUGGUGAACAAACCCAAACCAACACUGUCAAAGACCGUGUACCCAAAUUCCCGCUUGGUAAAGAGAAUGUGCCAACAUUGCUACCACGACCUGGCGUACCUCAAGUUGGCAAGCAGUACACUUUCAAACAAGUGAUCAAUAUAUUGAAGAACAAGAAACAACCAGAACUCAUAUAUGAAAGUGAACCCCAUCGAUUAUAUUUCCUAAUGUGUUUUUGUUUAUCAAUAAUGUUUACCAUAUAUGCUUGUGUCUUGUUUGAAUGGGCAUUUUGGAUAUCGCGUAAGGAGUAUAAUGAGAAUGAAAGAGAAGAAACCAAUGAAGCAUUAAGAAAUAGAGAUUGGGCACUUUCAUUGGCCAUGUAUUUGAUACCUUCAAUUACCAUGUUUGUUGCUGCUGCAGGUGCUGCUGUCUUCCCCACCAAAUUGGUUCGGAGAAUGUGGUAUUUACCAGGACCAAAAGAGUAUGUAAAGUUUACGUCGCAUCCAUUGAUUCCAGGAAGACCGACACCCGUGUAUACUGUGCCAUUGGAGAAUUUGAGUCGUCGUAAAACAGCACGUGUGUGGACGGGUAAAGGGUUCUAUGGAACUUCAGAUAAAGGGUUCUUUUUCUUUGUAUUGAGAGAGAAAAUAUCUGCAAUGAAGCUGAAGAGCUGGAUAAUUGAUCGGAAGGGGUUCUUCUGGUCUGAUGGAAGAGUGUUUGAUUACUUGUUUGGUAAGGAAACCCUUCAGGAAGCCGAGGCCGGUGUUCCCUAUGAUCAACAGGUUGGUAUAAUUAAUCGUGAAGUGAAGAAGAAGAAGGAGAGGUUGAGACAACAGCAUGGAUUGUUGUGGAGGUAUAAGUUGAUGCUAGGUGAAAUGAAACUGGAUGUGGGUAAAGUGGGUGGAUUUUUGAGUGGUGGCGAUGGAAAAGAGAAGAAAGAGCCAAAGCAAUUACCUAGAAAAUGA